CCCUUCACUAUUUUGGUCUCCCCUCUCUGGAAUCAGAUGAAUGUCAUGCUUUCUGUAAAAACCUUAGUUAAGAAUGGUUCUAAUUAUAGUCAAGGUCAGUAUUAAAGAGCCAUAUUUGGGAGUGUGUCCAGUGCAAUAGAGUGACUAAAAUCUACAGAGGCAAGGAUCCAAUUGCCCUCCGCUCAUUGGAUGACUUUGGGGGAUCCUGUGUUAUUGGCCCCCUCUAUUUGCCAUUGAAUGACUUUGUGUACAAAACUGCAUGGCCAUUAAAAAGGCAGAGAAGAACAAGCCCGACGAAGCGGUGCAGAGAACGAACAAAGCUAAAACAUUGGUGGACAACCAAGUUAUCAUCAUAGACGAUGACGAAAAUGAUGACGACGACGAUGAUGAUGGUUGCUCUGAUUUGAAAGUAAAAGAGGUGAAGAAAAAGAAGGAUUUGGUCGAAAGAGACGGUUCGUAUCGAAAAGGUGUAAGGAAGAAGGUAAAGAAACGAAAUUACUCUGAUACAAAGAACAAAGCAUGUGCAAAUCUUCCCAUUAUAAUAGAAAGCAGCUCAGAUUCAGAACGUUUAACAAAAAAUGGGGAAAUAGGGAAGAAACUCAAGAAGAAAAGAAAGCAUAGACUUGCUUCUGAAGGAGAUUGUGAGGUUCUUUGCAAAGGGCUGCUGCAGGAAACCAGUUUUCUCAGACUCUCCAGCAAAGGGAAGAGUCCUGGCAGCCAUGGAGAUAGUGGUGACUGUAUUAAGAAGGGGAAAAAGAAGAAGAAGAAGAAGAAGAAACACAAACCCAGUUUCUCCCAGUUGCAUGGUGAAGGUAAUGAGGUGGAGUCUCAAAAACAGAUCAUCCCAAUCCUGGAAACAAUAUCUCAAGAUGCAAUGUUGUCUGGCAGGAAAAAGAGACAGGUUCCUAACAAGAACAACGUUAGCCAUACUGUCAAGAGAAAGAAAGUCCUGCAUUGUUUAACAGCUGUGGACGGUGAAGAGGUCAGCAACAGGAUUCCUCAUAAAGACAUUUCUAACCUAGAAAACCACCGCAAGAGAAGAAAAGCACAAGAUCCUGCAGCCCAAGUAUCAGAAGAAGAAAGUGGAGAGAUCAGAAAGAAGUGGAAGAAAAAGAAGCUCAAGAAAAAGAAAGCGUAUUUACUUGUAACGUCGUUGGAAACCCAAGAAAAUGAUUCUGGGGUUUCUAAUGAGAGUCUUCCAGAACCAAAAUCUAGACAAACCCAGGUUUUUCGGGAAGAGAAAACGGACUUGAUCCCAGACACCGAAGGCGCUGGCAGAGUAACUAAGAAGAAGAGCAUCUGUACAAAAGCUGUAUGCAACCAUCCUGCCCUUCUAGAGGACAAUGAAGACAGAUCAGCAACGGAGGGAAGGAAAAAGAAAGUUAAAAAACACAAAGGGAUUCAAGAGUGUCCAGAGAGUGGUAACAGCGGCAGAUGUGAGAACAGUAGCAAGCAUCACAUAAAGAAGAAGGGGAAAAAGAAGAACAGAAAAAGUGUUGACAUUGGUGAGGAAGAGCCCAGUUUGAAGAAAAGAAGGUUGAAAAAAGAAGCAGAGGUAAGGGAAGAUGAAAUAAAAGUUGUGGCAUUCAAGAAAGGAAACUGUGAUGAAAUCAACAUAGACAAGUUGAGACGGCAGGCUCUCCAAGAAGAGAUUGAUCGGGAGUCUGGCAAAACGAAACUCAUCAAGGAAGAUGGGGAAUCGGGCAAUGAUUUUGGCCAAUGGGGCACAGCAGUGUUUGAAAGUUCAGAGCGGAAAACCAAGUUCCUCAGGCUGCUGGGUGGAUUCAAGAAGGGUUCUUCUCUGCCACUACAAGAUCCUCCUGUCCAUGCUACAAAACUGAAUAUGGCUCUUGACUGGAAUAGGGAGCAAAAUCUCCAGCGAGACCUGCAGGCUGAAUUUGAGAAGGCCAUAGAUCAGAAGCACCACCACCGAGGGUUUGGAUUUCAGCCUGCCACACAGAAGCUCAUGUGGAUAGAUAAAAAUGCUUCAAACUCUAUAAAAUUUGAAGACUGAACUAUUGAGGAUAGAAAAACGCCAUCCCUGAGACAACUAUGAGUUUUCUUAGCAACAUUUUUGCACAUGGCAACAAAAUGGCUCUUACAAAGCAUAUUUUUGGGUAUCCCAACCACCAGAGUCUUGACUUAUCUCAUGUCCAAACCUUUAAUAACGUCAUGGUUUUUGUUUUGGAAAAUACAAAUGUUACUUUAUUUUCCCAGGUGAGUAGCAUUUAAAUCUGAUAUGCUUUGUAGAGAUGUACAAGGAUAGAAGCCUUCUUAUUUGGGUACAGCUGCCUUUCCUCAGGUGAAUGCAUCUCAACAAGCUAAAAAGCUGGAGUGAUUUGUUUCUUAGCUUUUUGUUCACGGUAACAUAGCUGAGCAUUUUUCUUUGUGUACCUGUGUAAUAGUGGCUGCUAUUAUGACUUACCAGCUAUGACUUGAAUCAGUAGCAAAAAACUAUGCACCAUGCAAAAGCAGUACAUACCACAGCAUAAUAAAGUGACAAAAUGUUGAGUUCUAGAAAUACACUAGGGAGAAGACACAGGGGAGUGAAAGCUCAGCUGCAGCCUUCUCAAUGUUGUAUCUGUUGGAGGAAUUACCAAAUGCGGUUUAUGUGCACAGUGCUGGUAAAGUGCCCAGGGCAGAUGAGCCAGAGUUUCAGUGCAUUUGCCAUCGAGAGACUUAAUUAAAGAAAGCAAUGCAUAUAUAUUUUGUAAGUAACAGUUCAGGUUUGCAUGGGCAUUUGGAGUACUUCCAGAAUCCAAGCAUUUUUUUUGAUCCAUUCUACAUGAAUUUGAUUGUCAUGCAGUGUUCUGUGAGUGGAACAAAAUUCCCCCAUUUUGUUUUGUUCUUUAAUGCGAACGUAUAUAGAUUUUGUAGUUGAGCUAAUAAAUGUUUUGUAAAAACAUCAGCCUUUGGUGUUUGCUUCUAGUUUUGAAAUUUGCAGAAAGGCUGAGGCUUCUUUCAGACUACAUAGCAAUACCGACAGCUGAGGGCUUAGAGCAGCAAGGGAGGCAGCAGUGGUUUUCUUGUGGGCCACGGAGGAAACAAGAUGCUGGCCAAAACAGGUCAGCGAUGGUCCUGUUCUGUGCCUACACCUGAAGUGAUACUGUGCCUUUCUCAGCUUUAAUACAUACCCAAACAUUCCCCCUUUAUGUUAGGCUUUAGAAUUUUUAAAUUGCAGCCCCUAAACACUGCUUUCAUGCCACAAAUAUGCACUAGACCCCAUAGAAAGCAGUAAGCAGCACUACGUUCCCUACAUUCAGAAGCCAGAUUUAGGCAUACUGCCGGACUAUGUUAAUUAUUUUAAUCCUAUCCCUAACUUUGAGGGAUGAUGGGAGUUGGAAUCCAACAUCCAAGAAGAGGGUUGUCCACUCCUGCCCUGAAAGGUUGGCUAAAGAAACUGCUUGAAUGAUCCUCCUUUGGCUUGUGCAAGUUUCCCACUUUGCCCUUACUCACAUCUCCAAUUUAAGUACAUUUAACUGCCGUUGUCACAGAAUCACACAAUUUGAAGAGACCACAAGAGCCAUCCAGUCCAAUCCCCUGCCAUGCAAGAAGACAUAAUCAAAGCAUUGCCAACAGAUGGCAAGCCAUACUCUGUUUGAAAACCUCCACUAUUCAUCUCUCCGUCUGUUUUUCUCUGUUAUCUUAUGUUGUAAGUUCUUUCCAGCCAAGGACCUGUCUCAUUUUGAUAUUAUAACUAAAUCUAAGGCAUAUUGCCAGUGCUGAAUUAUUAACAUGGACAACCUUCUCUGUUUUAAGAUGACGUUCACCUUCUCUCAAACGCUUCUGUAAUUAAAAAUAAUGAAAAGGGCCGAAUUCGCUCCUGGGGCUCAGUCAAAAGGCAAAUGCAGAGUGAAUUAUGCAGCAUAAUAAUAAGUGCGCCUAAUGAUUACAAAAUAGCCAGCUAAGCACUACUUGGAAAGAUGAGUAAUAGGAAUGAAUACAAAUUUGUUCUACUCUUG
Sceloporus undulatus (fence lizard) is the source of this 3962-nucleotide messenger RNA. It is a transcript of the gene KNOP1, whose product is annotated as lysine rich nucleolar protein 1. NCBI's taxonomy places the organism in Eukaryota, Metazoa, Chordata, Lepidosauria, Squamata, Phrynosomatidae. The record is from RefSeq and is a predicted model, not a curated record. Bases 260 to 2014 code for a protein of 584 amino acids. The transcript is spliced from 5 exons.